Molecule: messenger RNA, 2768 nt
Organism: Armigeres subalbatus
Lineage: Eukaryota; Metazoa; Arthropoda; Insecta; Diptera; Culicidae
Gene: Pect
Product: ethanolamine-phosphate cytidylyltransferase
Exons: 7
Coding region: 468-1646 (392 amino acids)
Biological process (GO): phosphatidylethanolamine biosynthetic process
Cellular component (GO): cytoplasm
Molecular function (GO): ethanolamine-phosphate cytidylyltransferase activity
Source: RefSeq, a predicted model, not a curated record
UCCAACAGUUCUCCGCAACCAGUCAAGCAGGCAACACAUCGUGCGAAAGAGCUCAGUUCGGAACCUCGGCUCAAGAGUUUGAAGAAGCAGAAUAGUCCGGUUCAUUAUCAAUCGCUUGGCUAGCUCAGAGCAGUAGAAAAAAAAGGGAAAACUGUCGGCUGAUUUCUGGCCGACAAGGAUUGGAAAACGACUGUGUUUUUUUACGUUCGGGUUCUUAUCAUCAACAGUCUUGUCUUCUUGACUGCCGUCGACGUCGCGCGAGGAACUAGCCAGCCUCAGGGGUAUAUUUUAUAAAAGCGGUCAGCUGGCACCAAACUGAUCUCAUUUGCUGGGCUGGAAUUGUCCCGUUUGGAGGUGUCGAUUGAAAAUCAAAGUGAAGCGAAAAGUGAAAAGAUCGUUCCGGUCAAUAGCUAUUGUUGAAGUGCUGGAAGAAUUGUCGAAGAAGUGAGAAAUCAGUUUUGGCCAGCAUGGAAAAAGUAAACGGAAGUGCAGAGAGAGAAGUUCGAGUAUGGUGCGAUGGAUGUUAUGACAUGGUGCACUUUGGACAUGCAAAUUCGCUCCGUCAGGCAAAAGCACUCGGUCACAAAUUGAUCGUUGGGAUCCACAACGAUGCAGACAUUUCGAAAAAUAAAGGUCCUCCCGUGUUCACCCAGGAAGAAAGAUACAAAAUGGUCCGAGGCAUCAAAUGGGUAGACGAAGUCGUGGAAAAUGCCCCAUAUGUGACUACACUAGAAACACUGGAUAAAUACGACUGCGAUUUUUGUGUGCAUGGCGAUGAUAUAACCCUCACAGCCGAAGGCAUUGACACAUACCAUUUAGUCAAAAGUGCAAAACGCUACAAAGAAGUGUCACGAACUGCUGGUGUCUCUACCACGGACUUAGUUGGGAGAAUGUUGCUGAUGACGCGGAAUCAUUUCAAACAAGGUGACCAAGAGUAUAGCGUCGAGAAAGAUGAAAUUGAAGCCAUAGAUAGUAUACUCAAGAAAAUUCAAAUCAAACUUGAAAACAACACAGGCUCAUCCAAACUGGGACAAGACCAUUCGGCGAGGAGUCCAUGGACCGGUUGUUCACAGUUCCUGCCAACGACGCAAAAGAUAAUUCAGUUCAGCGACGGUACACCUCCCAAACCAACGGACAAGAUUAUAUACGUUGCCGGUGCUUUCGAUCUUUUCCAUGUGGGACAUUUGGACUUUUUGGAAAAGGUCAAGACUUAUGGCGACUACCUGAUAGUCGGACUUCACACGGAUCCAGUGGUAAAUCUGUACAAGGGCGGCAACUAUCCAAUUAUGAAUCUGCACGAGCGAGUGCUAAGUGUUCUGGCGUGCAAGUACGUUAAUGAAGUGGUGAUAGGAGCACCUUACUCUGUCACAAAGGAUUUGAUGGAACAUUUUAACGUGGACUUGGUUUGCCACGGACAAACUCCCAUUGCAGCAGAUGUUGGGAACAUUGACCCGUACGCAGUGCCUAAACAAAUGGGAAGGUUCAUUCUAAUCGAUUCGGGCAACACAAUCACGACGGAAGAUAUUGUUGAGCGAAUCAUUCGACAUCGACUCGAGUUUGAAAACAGAAAUUCCAAAAAGGAAAAGAAAGAGAUUGAAAUUUUUGAGGCUAUGCAACGAGUGAAAAUUGCGGAGAAAAGCGGUUGACCAGACUAAUAAAGAACCCAGUGCAUCAUCUGCAGCUUCCACGGUUAAAGUGUUUACUCUAAAUUGAACGUUACCUUCAGCAAAUCGCUUUAACCUAAUGUUGAGUUUCAAGGAAACCAAAAACAAAGAGUCCGUGAAGAUUAAGCUUUUGAAGAACGUACAGCGCCAGUUAAUCUUUCUCAGUCAACACAGCAUAAUAAGAAAGACGCAGAGUAUGCAGGAGUAAAGAAUCAUAUAAGCUAGAAGCAGAACUAUACAUAUUUCAGUGAUUGUAAUAUUUUUUAGUUUAAUUGUACAUGUUAUUUGUUAGAUUUAUUUCCAAUUGUGUAUUAUUAUUUUAAACAUACUAUUUUUGCAACAAGAUUGAUAAAAAGAGGUUUUAUAUUUUUAUAUCAAAGACAACGCAAUUGGGAUUAAAAAAUGAUUAUUGUUGAUGUGUACUUUCACUUUUCAUGAGUUAGAAGUGCUUAUAUACAAAAAUAGAAUCUCACACCAACUUAACACUUACGCACUUGAAAUAAUGGACAGAUUCAAACUUUACAGUUGCGAUUUAUAAAGAAAUCAAUACGUGAAAUAUCUUCGUUUAUGUUUUCUUUUAGUUAGUGCAACUGAUUUGUUUAAUUAUCGGCGAGAUGUUGUAUAUUUGUAAUAAUAGGUUUACUUGCUUUCGUUUUGGCGAAAGUGAGUGUAUGUACUUUGAUUAUUGAAAGAUGGCGCUUAACCGUUAAAGACGAAAAGAAAUAAAUAUAUAAAAUAAGUUAUGCCCAGAUGUAGUUAGAUUUUGUCUGAUGAACUGAUAUGGGUAAAAAAGUUUCAAAACAAGGAGCUGUAUAACAAUCCCCAAGGAAUAAAAUUUCCUAAGAAAAUAUAUGCACGAUCAGAAACAUGGCUGUCCAAAUUUAUGGAAAAACAAAUAUAAAUGAGGCGUGUAAUAUCUAGUUCUCUUUUAAAUAUAUUUCAAAUAUCUGUUAGGGCGAGCAUUAUAUUAGACGCUGAAAUACUAUCUUUACAUUACCUACUUAUCUAUAUCUACUUUAUUUUAUGUUGAUAAUCUUGAAAUUAUGAUGUUUCCUAGCCCGAACCUACAAUAAAAAUUUCAAAUGCUUAUGUACAGAUAUUCAA